Molecule: messenger RNA, 1131 nt
Organism: Solanum dulcamara
Lineage: Eukaryota; Viridiplantae; Streptophyta; Magnoliopsida; Solanales; Solanaceae
Product: calcineurin B-like protein 1
Exons: 9
Coding region: 127-768 (213 amino acids)
Biological process (GO): calcium-mediated signaling
Molecular function (GO): calcium ion binding; kinase binding
Source: RefSeq, a predicted model, not a curated record
CUUCAUGUACAAGUAUGACUGAGUAUAUAUACAUACAUUUCUUCGAAGCUCACUUUUGAGCUGCUGUAUACUUAGCUUCUUCUCGAACUUUUCUGUUUGUCUGUUCAGUUGGCGGUCUUAUCGUAGAUGGGCUGUUUACAUUCUACGGCAACAAAGAAGUUCCCUGGACAUGAAGAUCCUGUCGUCCUUGCAUCUCAAACAGCCUUUAGUGUAAGCGAAGUUGAAGCAUUAUUUGAGCUGUUCAAGAAUAUUAGCAGUUCGGUUAUUGAUGAUGGCCUAAUAAGCAAGGAAGAAUUUCAGUUGGCUUUAUUCAAGAACAAAAAGAAAGAAAACUUUUUUGCAAAUCGGAUUUUUGAUCUCUUUGAUGUAAAGCAAAAAGGAGUUAUUGAUUUUGGUGAUUUUGUUAGAGCACUUAACGUUUUCCACCCAAAUGCCCCUCAAGAAGAGAAGAUCGAUUUUUCAUUUAAGCUUUAUGAUAUGGAUGACACGGGGUUCAUCGAGCGGCAAGAGGUUAAGCAAAUGUUGAUUGCACUUUUAUGUGAGUCUGAGAUGAAGUUGGCUGAUGAGACCGUUGAGAUAAUACUUGAUAAGACAUUUUUGGAGGCAGACUCAAAUCAGGAUGGAAAGAUUGACAAAUCCGAAUGGCAUGACUAUGUGGGCCGAAAUCCUUCAUUGUUAAAGAUAAUGACUCUUUCGUAUCUAAGGGAUGUAACUACUACUUUCCCAAGCUUCGUAUUUCACUCUGAAGUUGAUGAAGUUGCUACCUAACUAUGAAGUAUAGUUGAGGUCGAUUCUCAUUCUCCUUAUUCUGGUCAUUUAUUGAUGCACCUAAGUUUUGUUGGGGAGUAGGAGCUUUUUCUUUUAGAAUGUGGAAAAAACUAAAGGCGAUUAAAAUGGGAACAGUAGUGAUAGAAUCAAGAGGUUAAGCGAGCCUCCUGUUUUACAGUGGUUUUGUUGGCAAUGUUCUGGCGUUUAAUGGUGAGCAGGAUAGUGAGGUUACAUCUCAAUCAGUUUUUGUUCACAGUUUUUUCUGUUUUGAGUUGGUAAAUUUUGCGUAGCAUCCUUGCAAGCAUAACUGUGUAAAAAAAAAAAAGAAAUAGUAAUUUCAAACUAGAUGUUGUUUAUUUACUU